AUGGAAGCUGUGUGCCGAGGCUUCGCUGCCGUGCUGAAGCCGCAGCUGGGGCAGGUGCUCCGAAACCGUGGCGAGCUGGCGGAGGCCGAGGCGGUGUGGCGCCGAGUCUUGGAGGCCCGAGAGGCGAAGUGGGGAGCGAAGGACGAAGAGACCUUGGUGACGUUCAACAAUCUAGCGGCCGUCCUGUAUCACCAGGGCAAGUAUGAGGAGGCCGAGCCGCUUUAUCGCAGAGCUUUGGAAGGAAGUGUGGUUCCCGAAGUCUUCACGCAGCUCAACAAUUUAGCGUUUCUGCUGCAUGAACAGGGCAAGUAUGAGGAGUCUGAAGCGCUUUGUCGCAGAGCGCUAGAAGGACGCGAGGCUUAUUUUGGAGCCCGGCACCCCCUGACCCUCAUGUCUACCACCAACUUGGGGGCGCUGCUGUGUGAUCAAGGAAAACUGGACGAGUCGGAGGUGCUCUUGCACCGAGCGGUGGAAGGUGAGGAAGCCCAGCAGGGCAGCCAUCAUCCCGAGACGCUCCGCUCGGUCUUCCGCCUGGCCCGCCUCCGCGUUGCUCAAGGGCGGUUGGAGGAGGGCGAGGUGCACUUCCGCCGGGCGAUGGAAGGCUUUGAAACCCAGUUGGGAGUCAGACAUCAGUGGACACUCGACGCAAUCUCGGGUCUUGCGAAGCUCUUGGAGGCGAAAGGUUCCGAGGAGGCACACAAGCUCUACCAACGGCAGUUGGACGCCUUGAAGGAGUUGCAUGGCCCUGACCAUGCACAGACCUGCGAAUGCCGUGAACGCCUGGAACACCUGCGUGGAAACAAGCGACAAGAAGAUCCAACAGCUGAGGCCAUGAUGCCAGAUUCAGCUGAUCAGUGA
Molecule: messenger RNA, 858 nt
Organism: Durusdinium trenchii
Lineage: Eukaryota; Dinophyceae; Suessiales; Symbiodiniaceae
Source: the annotation of a GenBank genome assembly